AUGGGUGACGUUGUAAGCUUAUUUUCUGUGAUAAUUAUGAAAUUCAAAUCGAAGUUCAAUGAGAGUAAAAUUUAUUUUCACUAUGACAUUCCGUGGGAAAAGCUAAAGAACGUGAAAUGGAUGAAUCAGAGAGCCACAUCCAACAAGGCGUACGUUCCAACUACGGUUGAAAAUGUAGCAAAUGUGUGCACACACGCACUGUGCGUUGCGCCCGCAUCGUACGGCGCGCGCGAGCUGCUGACGCGGUCUGUGAACGCGCCGCAAGCGAUCGCGGCCGUGGUGUACGGCUUGGCUCUCUGCCUCCUCUUCGCUGUCUCAACCACCUUCCACUCCGUCUGCUGCUGUCAAUCUAACACCAAAAUGAAACAUUUCCUCCACCGAUGCGACCGUGCGAUGAUCUACAUCUUCAUCGCCAGCUCCUACUUCCCCUGGCUGACGGUGGGCACGCUCUCCUGCUGGAUGCUACGGGAGCUGCGCUGGGCCAUAUGGCUGCUAGCAGUACUGGGCAUCACGUACCAGCAGAUAUUCCACGAGCGGUACAAAAUGCUGGAGCUGCUGCUGUAUUUGGUCAUGGGACUGGGCCCCGCCGCGAUUAUAGUCACAUCAAACCACCAGUUCCCGGCGAUGACGGACCUGAAGCUCGGCGGCAUACUGUACCUGAUCGGCGUGUUCUUCUUCAAGUCCGACGGCCGCAUACCGUUCGCGCACGCCAUAUGGCACCUGUUCGUCGCGCUCGCGGCCACCGUGCACUACCUCGCCAUACUACGGCACCUUUUCCCCGAAUUAAAACCUUAA
Messenger RNA from Chilo suppressalis (striped riceborer), 795 nucleotides. NCBI's taxonomy places the organism in Eukaryota, Metazoa, Arthropoda, Insecta, Lepidoptera, Crambidae. The record is from the annotation of a GenBank genome assembly.